Calidris pugnax (ruff) is the source of this 1438-nucleotide messenger RNA. It is a transcript of the gene KCNK12, whose product is annotated as potassium channel, two pore domain subfamily K, member 12. Gene Ontology annotation, cellular component: membrane. Gene Ontology annotation, molecular function: potassium ion leak channel activity. Lineage: Eukaryota; Metazoa; Chordata; Aves; Charadriiformes; Scolopacidae. Gene Ontology annotation, biological process: stabilization of membrane potential; potassium ion transmembrane transport. The coding region runs from base 204 to 1223 and encodes 339 amino acids. The transcript is spliced from 3 exons. The record is from RefSeq and is a predicted model, not a curated record.
ACGAGGACAACGGGCGGUUCCUGCUGCUGGCCGCCCUCAUCGCGGCGUACCUGAGCGCCGGCGCCACCGUCUUCUCGGCCCUCGAGAGCCCGUCGGAGGCGGCGGCGCAGCUCCGUUGGAACCGGACCCUCCACAACUUCAGCCGCAUCUUCAACAUCAGCCUGCCGGAGCUGCGCGCCUUCCUGCGGAGCUACGAGGCGGCCAUGGCCGCCGGCAUCCGCGUCGACGCCCUGCGGCCCCGCUGGGACUUCCCCGGCGCCUUCUACUUCGUGGGCACCGUCGUCUCCACCAUAGGUUUUGGGAUGACCACACCAGCAACCGUGGCUGGAAAAGUAUUCCUCAUCGUUUACGGCCUUUUUGGGUGUGCCGGGACUAUCCUGUUCUUCAACCUCUUCUUGGAGCGCAUUAUCUCUCUCCUGGCGUUUAUCAUGAAGGCGUGCCACGAGAGACAGCUGAGAAGAAGUGGUCUCCUACCUCCCAACUUCCGCAAGGGGCCAGCCAUGGCGGGGGUGGGCAGCCUGGUGGGGUGGAAGCCGUCCGUUUACCACGUGAUGCUGAUUCUGGGAAUUUUUGCUAUUACCCUUUCCUGCUGCGCCUCCGCGAUGUACACGGCGGUGGAAGGCUGGAACUACGUGGACUCCUUGUACUAUUGCUUUGUCACCUUCAGCACCAUCGGCUUCGGAGAUUUGGUAAGCAGCCAAAAUGCUGCCUACCAAAAUCAGGGAUUAUACAGAUUCGGGAACUUCAUCUUUAUAUUAAUGGGGGUAUGUUGCAUAUACUCUCUUUUUAAUGUCAUCUCAAUCGUCAUCAAGCAAGUUUUGAACUGGGUGUUGAAAAAAUUUGAAUGCAGAUGUUGCCCAAAGUGCCAUAAAUCAAGUGCCCGCCUGGGACGUCGCAACGCCAUCACCCCGGGAGCCCGCCUGCGCCGGCAGAACAUCUCGCUGGACGCUGAUGGACAGUACGACAGCGACACCGAGGGGAGGAGGCUCUCUGGAGAGAUGAUCUCCAUGAGGGAGCUCACGGCAUCCAAUAAAGUCUCCCUGGCCAUUUUGCAAAAGCAGUUGUCGGAGACGGCCAACGGCUACCCCAGGAACGUUUGUAUCAAUACGAGACAAAACGGUUUCUCCGCAGGGGUGGGUGCUCUUGCCAUCAUGAACAACCGCUUGGCAGAAACGAGUGAUUCUAGACAGAGCAGAUACCUGCAAUACCCAGACACAGGCUGAAGCACAAGAAAUCAGAAGGAAACUGGAGGAACAGAGUGGGACAGUGAAAGCACACUGCACUAGAUUGCACUUUCUUUUCAGGUAACUUGGGAGUUGUAUUACAUUCUUGAAAUUUUUUUUUUAUUAUUUUUUUUUAAUUUUUCCCAGGUUUUAUUUUUGGACAGCCUUGAAAGCAUGUAAUUGAUUUAGGAUUUAAAAGUUCAUCUUCCCUGAUG